Messenger RNA from Brettanomyces nanus, 3144 nucleotides. RefSeq lists its product as uncharacterized. The record is from RefSeq and is a predicted model, not a curated record. Bases 1 to 3144 code for a protein of 1047 amino acids. Lineage: Eukaryota; Fungi; Ascomycota; Pichiomycetes; Pichiales; Pichiaceae. Gene Ontology annotation, cellular component: plasma membrane. The transcript has a single exon. Gene Ontology annotation, biological process: intracellular calcium ion homeostasis; calcium ion transmembrane transport. Gene Ontology annotation, molecular function: P-type calcium transporter activity; ATP hydrolysis activity; ATP binding.
AUGACCAUAGAGAAAUGUUUUGAUGUAUUUGGUACAGAUUCAAAGGGACUAACCCAAUCUCAGGUGAGCAAAUUACUGGACAAAUACGGUAAGAAUAAUUUAGGUGAAGAUGCUAAGAUCAGUUUUACUGCUAUCGUUCUCCAUCAGACAUGUAAUGCGAUGAUUUUGGUGCUUAUUAUUUCCAUGAUAAUCUCUUUUGCAAUUCAAGAUUGGAUUACUGGUGGUGUAAUUGCAUUUAUCAUAGGUCUAAAUGUUAUCAUUGGUGGCUGGCAAGAAUAUAAGGCCGAAAAGACCAUGGGUUCUUUAAAGAGUCUCAGCUCUCCGACCGCCAGGGUCAUCAGAGAAGGUAGUGACUUGACCAUUUCUGCUGAAGAUCUAGUUCCAGGUGAUAUUGUUAUGGUUGAAGUUGGAGAUACUAUUCCAGCAGAUUUGAGAUUGAUUGAUACUUCGAAUUUUGAGACCGAUGAAGCUUUGCUUACCGGCGAAUCCAUCCCGAUUGCAAAGAACCCUGAAGAUGUCUACCUGCAGGAGAUCCCAAUAGGUGAUCGACUUAAUAUGGCUUACUCAUCAUCUUUUGUUUCUAAAGGUCGUGCUACAGGAGUUGCCGUUCUUACUGGACUUGGCACUGAAAUCGGUAAGAUUGCUUCUUCUUUGAAGGAAACCAAGACGGUUAUUGUGAAAGUCGAGAACAAGGAAACUGCUUCUUGUUCAGAUUAUGGCCGAGCUGCCUGGAGUACCAUCUACAAUACUGUUGGCUAUAUUUUGGGAAUUACUGAAGGAACUCCAUUAAAACGCAAGCUUUCUAAAUUGGCCAUUUAUCUUUUCUUCUUUGCUAUUGUGUUAGCUAUCGUUGUAAUGGCUAGUCAGAAAUUUAUCGUUCCCCAAGAGGUAGCCAUCUACGCUAUUUGUGUUGCCAUUUCCAUGAUACCUUCUUCUUUAGUGGCUGUUUUAACAAUUACCAUGGCCAUUGGUGCUAAAGAGAUGGUUAAGAGACACGUUAUUGUCCGGAAAAUCGAUUCCUUGGAACAUUUAGGCUCUGUUAAUGCAAUUUGCUCUGAUAAAACGGGUACUCUUACUCAAGGAAGAAUGAUCGCCAGGAAUAUCUUCAUUCCCAGUGUUGGUACAUUUUCUGUAAUAGAUUCCGAUGAACCGUUCAACCCAGAAUGCGGUCAAGUUCGUUUUAUCGAAAGAACUCCUGUGGAGAUUGCCGAAAAUGACUUUAAUGACUGGAUCAGUUACGAUGAAUUUUUAAGGAAGCACAAAGACUCAGAAAAGAUGUCUUUAUUCUUGAAGUGGAUUUGGGUUGCUUCUUUGGCCAACAUCGCCGUUGUUUUUGAAGAUAACGAUGAAGAAACUGGUGACAUGGUCUGGAAAGCUCGUGGUGAUCCUACCGAAAUUGCCAUUCAGGUGUUUGUUACUCGUAUUGGAUAUUCCAGGACCAAGAUGGUUGAGGAAGACAAUUUGUUCACUCAUUUAGCUGAAUUCCCGUUCGACUCAUCUAUCAAAAGAAUGUCAUCUGUUUAUCAUGAAAAAAGAACCGGUAAUGAUGUCAUCUUCACCAAAGGUGCUGUUGAGAGAGUUUUGAGUUGUUGCAACACCUGGCAUGAUCCUAUCACAGAUGAAAUAGUGCCGGUCGAUGAUUCUACCAAGGAUUUCAUUGAACAGAACAUGAAUUCCCUUUCUUCAAAAGGUUUGAGAGUUCUUGCAUUUGCCAGAAGGGAGUUAUCUGAGAAUAGAGGAGACAAAUGGGAAACUACACCCAGAAAAGAAGUUGAGCAAGACCUUACUUUUAUUGGUCUUAUCGGAAUUUACGAUCCCCCACGUCCAGAAACUCUUCCCAGUGUGAAGUUGUGCCACAAGGCUGGUAUUUCAGUUCAUAUGGCCACCGGUGACCAUCCAUCGACCGCAAGAGCUAUUGCUCAGGAAGUCGGUAUCUUACCUCAUAAUAUGUACCAUUAUUCCGAAGAAAUUGUCAAGGUUAUGGUGAUGACUGCACCUGAAUUUGAUGGUCUGUCUGAUGAUGAGAUUGAUAAACUUCCCGUUCUUCCACUUGUUAUCGCCCGCUGUGCUCCACAGACCAAAGUCCGUCUUGUUAAUGCUCUUCAUAGACGUGGACAGAUUGUUGCCAUGACUGGGGAUGGUGUUAACGAUUCUCCUUCUUUGAAGAAGGCUGAUAUUGGUAUUGCGAUGGGUAAGAACGGAUCAGAUGUGGCGAAAGAUGCUAGUGACAUUGUUCUUUCGGACGACAACUUUGCAUCUAUAUUGAACGCCAUAGAAGAAGGCAGAAGGAUGAGCGACAAUAUUCAAAAGUUCGUUCUUCAGUUGCUCUCUCUUAACGUCGCACAGACACUUUUCUUGAUGAUUGGUUUGGUAUUCAAGGAUAAAGAUGGAUUCUCUGUAUUUCCAUUGUCUCCAGUGGAAGUUUUGUGGGUCAUUGUGGCCACUUCUUGCUUCCCUGCUAUGGGACUUGGUGUCGAGAAAGCCGCUGAUGAUAUAAUGGAAAAGCCACCGAAAGAUACUAGAGAAGCAGUGUUUACUGUUGAAGUACUUUCAGAUAUGUGUGUCUACGGAGUGGUGAUUGCCAGUUGCUGUAUGGUUCCGUUUGUCAUUGACAUGUAUGCCAACGGUAAUGCAGACUUUGGUGAGAACUGUAACAGUACGGACUACGCCUCGUCGUGUUACUGGGUUUUCCGGGCCAGGUCGGGUGCGUUUGCCGUGAUGACAUGGUGUGCAUUACUAUUAGCAUGGGAGGUGGUUCAUCUUCGUCGCUCGCUAUUCUUUAUGCACCCAGAAACUGAACAUCCCUGGACGCAAUGGAUGAGAGAUCUCUGGGGUAACCAGUUCUUGUUCUGGUCGGUGAUAAUCGGCUUAUUUACUAUAUUCCCCACAGUUUACAUCCCUGUGAUCAACACUAAAGUGUUUUUGCAUAAACCUAUCACAUACGAGUGGGGCUUCUCCGUGGCCUUCAGUGUUCUCUUCUUACUUUGUGUUGAGCUCUACAAAUUCUUCAAGAGACACUACUACAGGCAACAGGAGAAGGCACAUAAUCCAGAGUAUGACUUGGAGAGAAACUCACCUUUCGCUCGCUACUCCAGUUUCUCCAGAGCCCCGACUGGAAACCCAGAACAGGAGUUGUUCCACUGA